CAGUAUUCACACUCACAUUCACAAAGGAGGGCAAUCUAGAGUCUUUAGUCAACCUGAAAUGCAGAUUUUCAAGUCAGGCCAGAGCCAAGAUUUACACUCAUAACCUCUCAACUUUGAGGCAGACCUGCUGACCAUGAGUCCACUAGUGGUGCUACACCGAUGAAAAAAAUGUGUCACGUGACACCUUCAACCAAAGUCCCGGAAUGUUCGAAUUUCUUAUUUUACAAUAUCCUUUUAUGAGCUUAUGAUAAUGUGGUGGACUCUAGACCCCAGAACCCGUGAAUGGCUGAUGUGGAUUACGGGUCCGCACUGCAGAGCAUCCGCUAUUGGAUAACGGCAGCUUAUCAGUUGAGUCACUGAGCCCUUGGCGGCUUUAUAAGGGUCUGCGGGGGACAAAUCAAGAGUGGAGCAAAGGAGGCUAAAUAAGGAAGGAGUUGAAUUGCUUUCUGCCUUCAGAGGAGCUCGCUGAAGGGCAGCCAUGCGUUUCGUAGGCUCCGCUGUCCUGUUCAGUGUCCUGCUGCAGGCUUUGGGAGCCCCAACAGAGGACUGGAGCUUGGCCACAUCCAUCUAUGAUUUCUCAGCCACCGACAUUGAUGGCAAUGUGGUCUCUCUCGAAAAAUACAGGGGCAACGUGGUCAUCAUCACCAAUGUAGCCUCCAAAUGAGGUAAAACGCCCGUAAACUACUCUCAGUUUGCCGAGAUGCACGCCAAAUAUGCUGAGAGAGGUUUACGCAUCCUCGCCUUCCCUUCCAACCAGUUUGCCAACCAGGAGCCGGGGACCAAUGCCGAAAUCAAGCAGUUUGCGCAGUCGUACAACGUUCACUUCGACAUGUUCAGCAAGAUUGACGUCAAUGGGCCCGACGCGCACCCGCUGUGGAAGUGGUUGAAGGAGCAGCCCAACGGGAGAGGCUUCCUGGGAAAUGGCAUCAAGUGGAAUUUCACAAAGUUUCUGAUCAAUAAAGAGGGUCAGGUGGUGAAGCGAUACGGACCAAUGGAUGAUCCAAGCGUGAUGGAGCAGGAUCUUCCUCCAUAUCUGAACGCCUAGAUGACCAACACCUCACUAUCUCGCCGUUGUCUCAUUUCCUUCUGUAUUCUUUCCUCUCUCUGAGCAUCGGCGGACGAGCUUUCUUCUCAAUCCCCGAGCCCUAUGACGGUCUGCCCGUAAAGCCGCCUGACGGAAAAGGCAGACUCGAUGCAAUUGGCGUGCAAACCCGCCGGGGAUGAUCACUGAGCUUUUGUUCUUCUGGCCCGGAGGUGGGAGGGAAAAAGAUGAAAUGUAGCAUUACAAACACUGGAAAUAAUGUCUAUGUUCUUCGCUAGUACUGUCAUUGAAGUGUAAAGAGAAGUUAACAACUUUAAUCAAACUAAACAAGAACAAGGACAACUACAGCUCAUUUGAUGGGAAUAAUGGACAAUAAAAACAUGCAAUUCUUUGGCAAGUGUCUCUGACAA
This is a messenger RNA of Hippocampus zosterae (dwarf seahorse), 1452 nucleotides long. It is a transcript of the gene gpx4a, whose product is annotated as glutathione peroxidase 4a. The transcript has 7 exons. Gene Ontology annotation, biological process: response to oxidative stress. NCBI's taxonomy places the organism in Eukaryota, Metazoa, Chordata, Actinopteri, Syngnathiformes, Syngnathidae. Gene Ontology annotation, molecular function: glutathione peroxidase activity. The record is from RefSeq and is a predicted model, not a curated record.